AUGGUGCUGCAGGUCAAAGAGCUGACCAAGCGCAAAGACACCGGCGACCACCUCUUCUACGACGUGACGUUCUCGCUCCACCCGGGCGACACGCUGGCGGUCCGCGGGCCCAGCGGCGUGGGCAAAACCACACUCCUGCGGUGCCUGGCGCAGCUCACGCCCUAUGACGCAGGCGUCUGCACAUUAAUGACACCCAAGCCGACGACUCCGCAGGACCUGGGGGUCCCGCAGUGGCGCGCCUCGGUCAUGUAUGUGCCGCAGCGCCCGGCGCAGCUGCCCGGCACGCCGCUGGAGUUCUUCGAUCAGGUGACAGGGUUCCGCGCGCAGCAGGGCCGCGCCCACUAUGAUCCGGUGGAGAUCGCCGAGGACUGGGGGGUUAGCGAUGAGCUGUGGCACAAGAAAUGGCCCGAGCUGUCGGGCGGCGAGCAGCAGAGGGUUGCAUUGGCUGUGGCGCUGGCCUGUGACCCCAAGGUGCUUUUGCUGGACGAGCCCACCAGCGCGCUGGACCCGGCCACGACCUUGAUGGUUGAGCAGGCGUUGGCCGGCCGCACGUGCGUGUGGAUCACCCAUGACGACGCCCAGGAGAAGCGCAUUGCUACAAAGUCGCUGACCAUCCACGCCGAUGCCACGUACUCCAUAACCGAGCACUGA
This is a messenger RNA of Linderina pennispora, 651 nucleotides long. Its product is annotated as P-loop containing nucleoside triphosphate hydrolase protein. NCBI's taxonomy places the organism in Eukaryota, Fungi, Kickxellomycota, Kickxellomycetes, Kickxellales, Kickxellaceae. Gene Ontology annotation, molecular function: ATP binding; ATP hydrolysis activity. Bases 1 to 651 code for a protein of 216 amino acids. The transcript has a single exon. The record is from RefSeq and is a predicted model, not a curated record.